AUGUUCUCAAGUGUGGAAAGUGGCCCAGAUGUCACUGCUACUGCUGGAGAGAGAGAUAAUCCAGAGGUUGUCAUCUGGGCAUUAAUAUUGCCAAAAUUGUUGCCUUGGCCACAGCUGUUGGCUUUCCUGCUGGAAGAUGAUGGAGCAAGAAAACAUUUGAAGGUUGAAGAAGUAGGAAUGGAGACUAAGCAGUUAAUAGGUGACAAGAUCUCUUCCCCAUCUGCCCUUUCAGUAAUCCUGGAAACAUACUGUGUGAACACGAUAACCUCUAAAGCGCCCUGGGUUUCUGAGGUCGUGUCCAGUGCAUGGUAUUAUCUUCCUUCACGGCUUCCUCAUGCAGUGACCUCAGUACCUCUGUCCUCCUUUCCUGGUUACCCGCCAGGGCAAAGGCAUAGGCCAACAGUGCCUUGGUGUAGACUCUUCUCCUCCACCCAGGACACAGUGGUAGCUCUCCACGCCUUGUCCAGAUACGGAGCAGCCACUUUCACCAGCGCUAGGAAGGUUGCACAGGUGACCAUCCAGUCUUCAGGGACAUUUUCCACAAAAUUCCAAGUGGAAAACAGCAGCCGCCUGUUACUACAGCAGGUUUCACUGCCAGAAGUGCCUGGAGAGUACAGCAUGUCAGUCACAGGAGAAGGAUGUGUUUACCUCCAGACAUCUUUGAAAUACAAUGUUCUCCCGAAAAAAGACGAGUUCCCAUUUGCUUUGGAGGUGCAUACUCUGCCCCAAACUUGUGAUGGACCCAAAGCCCACACCAGCUUCCAGAUCUCACUGAGUGUCAGUUAUAUUGGAAGCUGUCCAGCCUCCAAUAUGGCAAUUGUUGAUGUGAAGAUGGUAUCUGGCUUCAUUCCCUUGAAACCAACAGUGAAAAUGCUAGAAAGAUCUAAUGUGAGCCGAACAGAAGUUAGCAACAAUCAUGUUUUGAUUUAUCUGGAUAAGGUGACAGAUGAGACCCUGACCUUGACCUUCACAGUUCUGCAAGACAUCCCAGUAAGGGAUCUGAAACCGGCCAUAGUGAAAGUCUAUGACUAUUAUGAGACGGAUGAGUUUGCAGUUGCUGAGUACAGUGCUCCUGGCAGCAAAGAUACUGGAAAUGCUUAAAAACCAUGUCGAUGAAAACUGCUUUGCUGGAGUCCCUGUUCCACAGACUCAGAUCUCCGCGGAAGAAAGACAAUUUUUAACAUCUCUGAAGGCUUGUUGAAUAAACCUUUUUUUUUUUUUUUU
This is a messenger RNA of Bubalus bubalis (water buffalo), 1224 nucleotides long. RefSeq names its product alpha-2-macroglobulin-like. The coding region runs from base 1 to 1101 and encodes 366 amino acids. The transcript is spliced from 3 exons. NCBI's taxonomy places the organism in Eukaryota, Metazoa, Chordata, Mammalia, Artiodactyla, Bovidae. Gene Ontology annotation, cellular component: extracellular region. The record is from RefSeq and is a predicted model, not a curated record.